AUGUAUCGUGAGAGCGGAGACUGUGAUUUCGAGGGAGGGGCUGGUGACUGGGUGGAAUAUGUCGAGAGACUGGAGCACUUUUUCCUGGCUAAUGACAUUGUGGAUGAGGAGAAACAACGAUCAAUCCUCCUGAGUGUGUGCGGGGCUAAAACGUACAGAUUGAUCCGAAAUCUUGCAACGCCGCAGAAACUGGGAGAGAUCGGGUUCAAAGAAAUUGUGGAGAUGGUGCAAAAUCACCUCAAGCCCUCUGUGAUUGUGCAGUACUUCAAGUUUCACACGCAUUCACGCAAGUCAGGAGUGACAGUGGCGGAGUUUGUGGCAGAACUGAGGCAGCUAUCUGAGCACUGUGAGUUCAGGGCAGUGCUGGAGGACAUGUUGCGGGACAGGUUAGUCUGUGGAAUUAACGAUGACGUCAUACAGCACCGCUUAUUGAGUUAAGCCACACUGACUUUCAAAAAGGCUUUGGACAUUGCCCUAGCCAUGGAGACGGCGGCAAACAACACGAUGGACAUAAAAAAUGCAGGGGGAGGGACGCUAUCAGAUACUGCCCAUUUUGUAGCAAAAGAAAGCAAAAGUAGUUCAGGAAGACCCACAGAGUGUUAUCGUUGUGGGGGUCCGCAUUUUGCAAAUGACUGUGGCUUUAAAGACGCUGUUUGCCAUAAUUGCCAGAAAAGGGGGCAUAUUGCAAAAAAGUGCAGGGGUGCUAAAAAUAAACAGACAAAAGGAUGGGGAAAAGCACCUAAGCCCAACACACAUCACCUGCAGAGUGAGGAUUUUGAGGAGCAGUGCUCAUUCAACAUGUUUAAUAUCCGUGGCCAGCCCCGGGCUCAGCCCAUAUAUGCAACAAUUAAGGUGAAUGGCAAAGAGCUGAACAUGGAAGUGGACACUGGGGCCUCAGCUUCAGUAAUCAGUCAAACCACAUUCAACAGGUUGUGGAGCUCAGGGGGUGCACCUGCAAUGGAAGAGACAAGUAUUAGGCUCAGAACGUACAUGGGUGAGUGCAUCCCACUCGCAGGGGCUAUCAAGGUGGACAUUGUAUAUCAAGAACAGCAGGCCGCGGUGACACUGCUUGUGGUCGAGGGGGAGGGACCGAGCUUGUUGGGGUGGGAUCUCCUCCAGAAAAUUCACCUGAAUUGGGGACAGAUCUGGGGUGAAAUCAAACAUACCACUGUGGUACAGGACAUCGUAGGGAAAUAUGCUGAUGUCUUUAAAGAGGAAUUGGGUACCCUCCGAGGGACCACAGUUAAACUUUGUGUGGACCCCAAAGCACAACUGCGUUUCUUCAAACCACGAACAGUACCAUAUGCCAUGAAAGCUAAGGUUAAGGCGGAGUUGGAAAGGCUACAAAGGGCAGGGGUGAUUGAGCCUGUGGAGUUUUCUGACUGGGCAGCCCCAAUAGUGCCAGUGGUGAAGGAGGACGGGGAAGUGCGCAUAUACAAAAUGACCAUUAAUCAGGCCUCACAUCUCGACACCUACCCCCUACCGCGAUGGGAGGACCUAUUUGCUACACUAGCAGGUGGAAAAACAUUCACUAAACUAGACAUGAGUCACGCAUAUCAGCAACUUUUGCUAGAUGAAGACUCUAAGCAAUAUGUGACUAUAAACACUCACAAGGGCCUAUUCAAGUAUAACCGCCUGGUGUUUGGCGUUGCCUCAAGCCCGGCUAUUUUCCAACGCACCAUGGACAAUCUGUUUCAGAACAUUCCCCAGGUUGCCGUCUACCUGGAUGACAUUCUCGUCACAGGUAAAACAGAAGAGGAACACUUGCAAAACCUUGACCUGGUGUUAAAGAGAAUGUCUGAGGCUGGGCUGCGUCUGAAAUGCAGUAAGUGUGUUUUUCAAGCUCCAAGUGUCACAUAUCUGGGCCAUCGGAUUUCAGCUCAGGGCUUGUCUCCAGUCGAAGACAAAGUGAGAGCAAUUAAGGAAGCCCCAACACCAAAGGACAUUGCAGAGCUUAGGUCGUUUCUGGGUCUAGUGAACUAUUAUGGGAAGUUUUUACCAGACCUCUCGACCGUGCUGGCCCCACUCUACCAGCUGCUACACAAAGGCUGUGUGUGGAGAUGGCAGCAGGAUCAGGACAAUGCUUUCCAGCACGUAAAGGGACUGUUACACUCAACACGACUGCUGGUACAUUUUGACCCAGACAAGGAGGUCAUUCGAUCGUGUGAUGCCUCCCCGUAUGGACUGGGGGCAGUUCUUUCGCACCGCAUGGAGGAUGGAAGUGAAAAGCCAAUCAGCGAUGUGUCACGUACUCUUACUGCAGCAGAAAAGGGGUACUCGCAAUUAGAGAAGGAGGGCCUGGCGGUUGUUUUUGCAGUAAAGCAUUUCCACCACUACCUGUUUGGUCGCCCUUUUACCAUCUUCACAGACCAUAAGCCUCUAAUGGGUCUGUUCAGUGAGACAAAGGGCAAUCCACCCAUGGCCUCAGCAAGAAUACAGCGCUGGGCAUUAACCCUGUCAGCAUACCAGUAUAGCAUAGAGUACAAGGCGGGUAGCGACAAUGCAAAUGCUGAUGCUUUUAGCCGUCUGCCUCUCCCAGACACACCACACCACACAGACACACUGAGAAGCAUUUUCGCAACACAUGGACUGCCAGACACAAUUGUGAUAGACAACGGGCCCACUUUCACCAGUGAGGUUUUCAAGGAGUUUAUGGAGAGAAACGGGAUUCGUCAUGUCUGCACUGCCCCCUAUCAUCCCGCGUCCAACGGCUUGGCAGAGUGGGCUGUGGAGACUUUCAAAGAGGGGCUGCGGAAGAUGUCAGGACAAUCGCUGGAAACCAAGCUCGCACGCUUCCUGGUUCAAUACAUGAUUACUCCACACACAACUAUGGGAGUGUCUCCAGCUGAGAUGUUGCUGGGGAGGAGACCAAAGUCUCAUCUGGACCUCCUCCAGCCAGACAUCAGAGCGAGGGUUGCCAGGUAUCAGGAGGAGCAAAAAGCAAGGCGGGACCAACAUGCCAAAGAGAGACAUUUUCACCCUGGGGACAGAGUGUAUGUCAAGAACUUAGCCAUAGGUUCACCCUGGUUGCCAGGGGUAAUCCACCGCCAGACAGGGCCAGUAUCUUUUGUUGUGGAAUUAUGUGAUGGUAGGCAGGUGCGCAGGCACCAAGAUCACUUGCGGGUCCACCAUGAUGGGGGAGGGAAGAGUUCUCACGGGGUUUCAUGCAAAGUCAGUGGGGGCGGCUCUGCAGAGGCCGUGCCAAUAGCUCCAGGGCACGCGGAAAUGUCACAUUAGGGUCUGUCUGAGCCCUCAGAGGAGGCACCUGAUGAA
This is a messenger RNA of Carassius gibelio (silver crucian carp), 3273 nucleotides long. RefSeq lists its product as uncharacterized. Lineage: Eukaryota; Metazoa; Chordata; Actinopteri; Cypriniformes; Cyprinidae. Gene Ontology annotation, biological process: DNA integration. Gene Ontology annotation, molecular function: nucleic acid binding; zinc ion binding. The record is from RefSeq and is a predicted model, not a curated record. The transcript has 3 exons.